AUGGCCGUCAAAAAGCGCCAAAAGACUCUGUCGCAUGGCCGACCACCCAUCAGUAAACCGAAAGAGCGGAUGACCUCUGAGCGUUCCAGGACUAUCAUCCGCACUCAUCACCGACUGCAGAAGGAACAUGCGGCAGCUUUAAAAAGAGGAGAUUUGAAGUUAGCAGAAGAGACUGCACGAGCUAUCGAGCGGAACGGAGGAAUAAAGACUUAUCAGGCUGCAAGCAAGCAAGGCCAGGCGAAGGACAGGGGAGGCGACUCCAGCAAGUUGUUAGUUGAAUGGCUGCAGCAAUCCAAGGUCUUGGAUCCGAAAGCACGAGAUCGGCGCAGUACUGGCAAUGCCAAACUCAGAUGUCUCGAGGUUGGAGCUUUGUCCACCAAAAAUGAGAUCUCCAAGUACUCAAGCGCCAUCGACAUGACCAGGAUCGAUUUGAACAGCCAAGGUCCAGGUAUCGAAAAACAAGAUUUCAUGGAGCGACCAAUUCCUACGUGUGAUGACGAGCGCUUCGAUAUCAUUUCCCUAUCAUUGGUGCUCAACUACGUACCGGAUGCUGUUGGUCGAGGGGAAAUGUUGAAACGCAUCACAGAGUUCUUCAGAAAGAGCAGUGUGCCAACGGAAACCUCAGAAUCAUUCUUCCCAGCAUUGUUCUUCGUCCUACCGCUACCAUGUGUCGACAACUCGCGUUAUCUUGAUGAACAGCUACUCUUGCGAAUUAUGGGCGAUUUGGGUUUCACGAUGAAGAUGAGCAAGAACACUUCCAAGUUGUGUUACUACCUGUUCACCCUAACGAACGAGCCGAGAGUCACAAAGGUCGAGAAGAAGAAGAUUAAAGACGGGCCAGGAAUGAACAAUUUCUGCAUUAUUGUGGAAUGA
Messenger RNA from Alternaria arborescens, 873 nucleotides. RefSeq lists its product as hypothetical. The coding region runs from base 1 to 873 and encodes 290 amino acids. The record is from RefSeq and is a predicted model, not a curated record. NCBI's taxonomy places the organism in Eukaryota, Fungi, Ascomycota, Dothideomycetes, Pleosporales, Pleosporaceae. Gene Ontology annotation, molecular function: rRNA (adenine) methyltransferase activity. The transcript has a single exon. Gene Ontology annotation, cellular component: nucleolus.